Aureobasidium melanogenum CBS 110374 is the source of this 2325-nucleotide messenger RNA. RefSeq lists its product as uncharacterized. Gene Ontology annotation, biological process: protein autophosphorylation; phosphorelay signal transduction system. The transcript is spliced from 6 exons. Gene Ontology annotation, molecular function: phosphorelay sensor kinase activity; histidine phosphotransfer kinase activity; protein binding. The record is from RefSeq and is a predicted model, not a curated record. NCBI's taxonomy places the organism in Eukaryota, Fungi, Ascomycota, Dothideomycetes, Dothideales, Saccotheciaceae. Bases 1 to 2325 code for a protein of 774 amino acids.
AUGUGCCCUGCAGCAGCACACUCAACAGAUGACGCUGUUGUACACAAACGACAGGCGGCGCAAAGAAUUACCAGACUACUACCUGAUGGUCAAGACUCCGCUGGCUCGACACCAAGGCGAUCACUCGAAUGGAAAGGUUCUGUAGAAGAGCUUCUGGGCUUCCGCAUAGAAGACAUUCCAACAGAAGAGAGCUGGUGGCUGGCAAGAAUUCAUCCAGAGGAUCUAUUCGAUGUGGUCAACAGCCUUUCCAAGAUCCUCGCUCCAGCGCCAGACAAACCAUAUGCUUCCGAGGCCAGGAUUUGGGCCCAAAAUUACCGUUUCAAACACGCGGACGGACAGUUUCUGUUAAUCUCGGAGAGGUCAAUUGUAGACAGAGACGAGAAUGGCAAUGUGCUCAGCAUGACGAGCACAAUCUUCGACGCUGAAAAGCGAAGAAUCGAACGAAAAGCACAUAGGGAAUUUCUGGACUCGAGAAACCAGUUUGCUCUCAUCGCCAACAACACGCCAUCGGGUAUCUGGAUGAUGGAUCCUCAAGGAUACACGACAUAUAUGAACAAUGCUGCAGAAUCGAUCACGGGUUUCAAAUUCGAGGAAAUCGCUGGCUGGACUUUCCAUGCAGCAGUGCACAGCUGCAGGCCAGAUGGCAGUCCCUACCCAGUAGCAGAGUGUCCCAUCUUUCGACAUCAACAAACUGGAACUGAGGCCAUGAACGAAUCCGAGGUCUUUGUCCACAAGAAUGGAAGCUUCUACGACAUCGUUUAUAGCGUCUCGCCGAUAGGUGAUUAUGCCAGUGGCGGUGCAGUCAUCGAAUUCCGAGAUGUGACUGCACAGAAGAAAUUGGAGCGAGAACGAUUAGCAGCAAUUGUCCAAAACGAGCAACAGUCGGUACUCAUAAAAGCAUCCGAAGACCAUAAAGCGAAUAUGGCAUCGUUUGUUUCUUUUGUUUGCCACGAGUUACGAAAUCCGCUUCAAGGAAUCUCAAGUGCGACGGAAUUUCUAUCAGAGACAUUGGAGAAGUUGGAAAACUUGACAAAAGGCAUGCAUAUCGGCGGCUCGACGGUCAAAGAUACACCAAACGUGAUUACAAACGGACACCGAAGUGAGGCUGGCGAAACUCCGAAAGACGACUCAAACUCGACGGACGUUCCGACUAUCGAAGCAAUUCGCGAUCUAAUCGCAUAUUCUCGCGAGCUGGUUUCCAAUGUCGCUGUUUGCGCCUCGCACCAAGCCCUCAUCACCAACAAUGUUUUGGAUUUGAGCAGGCUCGAUGCUGGUAAGGUAGAGCCCUCAUACGACAUUGUGGAUCUGCGAGCGCUCGCCAAUGAGACUGUUGGGAUGAUGGUCUCAAGAGCACGUGUAAAGUCCAUCAAUCUGCGGCUAGCCAAUGAUGAUGCUCCACCUUUGUAUUUGAAGGCAGAUUCAACUCUCAUGUCUCAAGUCUUGCUGAAUCUGAUAGGCAAUGCCGUGAAGUUCACCCCUGAGAACGGAAAUAUCGAGGUUGACAUAUACUCAGAGCCGCCGGAUCAAGAUGGACGAGUUGUUUUCCACGGCUCAGUAAUUGAUGAUGGUGUGGGGAUGACAGAAGCCGAACAACAGAGAUUAUUCAAGCGGUUCUCACAAGCCAACAAACGAGUUGCGCAGACAUACAAGGGCUCAGGAUUGGGUCUCAGCAUCAGCAAGGAAAUUGUCAAGGUUCUAGGUGGCGACAUGGCAGUCGAAAGUACUGCCGGUAUUGGCAGCACGUUCAGCUUCACCACUAUGCAUGAUUGUCCGACCGAGAGCGAGCUGGCUUCGUUCCGAGAGCAAGGCAAGAUUAGGACGACUACUGCUGCCACAGAUCUUGAAAAGUUCCAGAUGAGCAAUUCUGCAUCAAUCACACCAACACCCAAGUUCAAGAAGAUUUGCGUGGCCGAAGACAAUCCAAUCAACCUUCGUCACCUGUCCAAGAACUUGGAAUUCCUGGGCUAUGACUACGUUUUGUGUAACAAUGGCAAAGAAGCACUGGACAACUUUACUUCGCCAGAAUCAGAUGUUGAUGCAGUAAUUAUUGAUAUGAGCAUGCCCAUAAUGGACGGUCUUGAAGCAACACGUCUCAUGCGCAAGCACGAGAAGUCCAACCCGAGCACAAACCCUCGUCGCAUACGCAUACCCAUCAUUGCUCUAUCGGGCAAUGCCAUGAAGGAGCAAGUCGAAGAGGCCAUGGCGGCUGGAACAAGCGAUUACAUGAUCAAACCCUGCAAAAGGGCUCAACUAAAGGUCAUGCUCGAACAUUGGGAGCGUAUCAUACACGAUGGAUCUGCUCAUAUGCCGCUGGUUGCCAAGUGA